UACAUAGCGUAUCUUGGAUCCCUUCGUGAAGGGGAAUCCUCACCAUUGUCCCAACACCUUAGCAUUCUUGAAACUGCUCUUGAUGGAAGUUCUUCAAAAGACUCCUUGUUAAGAAGCUAUAAAAGGAGUUUCAAUGGAUUUGCAGCUCAGCUCACGGAAAAACAAAGAGAAAGAGUGGCUAGCAUGGAGGGAGUGGUGUCUAUUUUCCCAAAUAGACUUCUCCAACUUCACACAACAAGGUCUUGGGAAUUCAUGGGAUUGUCUGAAACCGUUAAACGGAAUCCCACUGUUGAGAGUGAUACUAUUAUAGGUGUUAUUGACUCUGGAAUCUGGCCUGAAUCACAAAGCUUUAGUGAUGAAGGUUUUAGUUCAAUUCCAAAAAAAUGGAAAGGUGUUUGUCAAGGCGGCAAAAAUUUCACUUGCAACAAGAAGGUAAUUGGAGCUCGAACAUACAUUUAUGAUGAUUCUGCAAGGGACCCUAUCGGUCAUGGAACCCACACAGCCUCCACAGCAGCUGGCAACAAAGUAGAAGAUGUGAGCUUUUUUGAGCUGGCACAAGGAAAUGCAAGAGGAGGGGUUCCUUCUGCAAGAAUAGCUGUGUACAAAGUUUGUUCUGAAUACGGAUGCCAGAGUGCAGAUAUCUUGGCUGCCUUCGACGAUGCCAUUUCUGAUGGGGUUGACAUCAUUACCGUAUCAUUAGGACCCGCUUCUGGAGCCACUCCUUUGGAUGCAGACCCCAUAGCAAUUGGUGCUUUUCAUGCUAUGGUGAAAGGUAUUUUAACAUUGAAUUCUGCAGGAAAUAGUGGUCCAUCAUCAGGUUCAGUCGGAAGCGUUGCUCCAUGGAUGGUCAGUGUAGCUGCAAGCACCACUGACCGUGCAUUUGUUACCAAGGUUGUUCUUGGGGAUGGAAAAAUAAUAAAUGGUCGUUCAAUUAAUACUUUUGCGUUGAAUGGAACCAAGUUUCCCCUUGUAUAUGGGAAAGUUCUUCCAAAUUCUAGUGUUUGUCAUAACAAUCCUGCCCUGGAUUGUGAUGUACCCUGUCUACAGAAAAUUAUAGCAAACGGAAAUAUUUUACUGUGUAGAAGCCCUGUAGUAAAUGUGGCUCUAGGUUUUGGAGCCCGUGGCGUAAUCAGACGAGAAGACGGUCGUUCUAUAUUCCCCUUGCCUGUAUCAGACUUAGGGGAACGAGAAUUUGCAAUGGUUGAGGCCUACGCCAAUUCCACCGAAAAAGCAGAAGCGGACAUAUUGAAAAGUGAGUCCAUCAAAGAUCUUUCUGCGCCCAUGCUGGCUUCAUUUUCAUCACGAGGGCCAAGCAAUAUCAUAGCUGAGAUUAUAAAGCCAGAUAUAAGUGCUCCCGGAGUAAAUAUCUUGGCGGCAUUUUCCCCAAUUGUUCCAAUUAUGAAGUACGACAAGAGGAGAGCUAAAUACAGUAUGCUAUCAGGAACGUCCAUGUCUUGCCCCCAUGCUGCUGGAGCUGCUGCUUACGUUAAGACUUUCCACCCAGACUGGUCUCCUUCCGCCAUCCGAUCUGCUCUUAUGACUACUGCCUGGCCCAUGAAUGCUACUGCAAAUCCAGCUGCUGAAUUUGGCUAUGGAUCUGGGCAUAUUAAUCCAGCGCAAGCCAUAGAUCCUGGUCUGGUUUAUGAAGCCUUUAAGGAUGACUACACAAAGAUGAUGUGCGGAAUGGGCUAUGACACAAGGACAGUAAGGCUCAUAUCAGGUGACAACACUACCACUUGUACUACAGGUGUUACUGAAGGUGCCGUAAAGGAUCUCAACUAUCCUUCCAUGGCAUCUCCAGCUGACCAACACAAGCCUUUUAACAUUAGUUUUCUGAGAACAGUUACCAAUGUUGGCCAGGCCAAUUCUACUUACCAAGCAAAGAUCACUGCAGAUCCUCUCAUGAAAGUCCAAGUAAAUCCUAACGUUCUCUCCUUCACCUCAUUAAAUGAGAAAAAAUCUUUAGUGGUAACGGUUUCAGGAGAAGCAUUGGAUAAACAACCAAAGGUAUCUGCAUCGCUGGUGUGGACCGAUGGCACUCAUAGUGUGAGGAGUCCCAUUGUUAUCUACCAACUUUCCUCAACAUGA
Vitis riparia (riverbank grape) is the source of this 2088-nucleotide messenger RNA. Its product is annotated as subtilisin-like protease SBT4.4. The transcript has 9 exons. The record is from RefSeq and is a predicted model, not a curated record. The coding region runs from base 184 to 2088 and encodes 634 amino acids. Gene Ontology annotation, biological process: proteolysis. Lineage: Eukaryota; Viridiplantae; Streptophyta; Magnoliopsida; Vitales; Vitaceae. Gene Ontology annotation, molecular function: serine-type endopeptidase activity.